Molecule: messenger RNA, 619 nt
Organism: Polypterus senegalus (gray bichir)
Lineage: Eukaryota; Metazoa; Chordata; Cladistia; Polypteriformes; Polypteridae
Product: leukocyte elastase inhibitor-like
Exons: 2
Biological process (GO): negative regulation of endopeptidase activity
Molecular function (GO): serine-type endopeptidase inhibitor activity
Source: RefSeq, a predicted model, not a curated record
AAUGAAACAAGGCCAAUUAAGAUGAUGUAUCAGAAGUCAAAGUUUAAUAUCACCUAUAUUUCUGAGGUGAAGUGUCGCAUCCUUGAACUCCCAUAUGUUGGUAAUGAACUGAGCAUGCUGAUAAUGCUACCAAAUAACAUUGAGGAUAACUCCACUGGUCUGGAGAAGCUGGAAAAAAGUCUUACUUGGGAAAAACUGCAAGAAUGGACAAACCCUGACAUGAUGGAUAAAGAAGAGACUGAAGUGUCAAUUCCCAAGUUCAAGCUUGAAGAGACAUACGACCUGAAAAAGACUCUCAUGAGUAUGGGAAUAGCGGAUGCCUUUGAUCUGACAAGGUCUGAUUUCUCAGGCAUGUCUUCCAACAAAAAUCUUUUUCUUUCGAAAGCAGUACAUAAAUCAUAUAUUGAGGUAAAUGAAGAAGGAACUGAAGCUGCUGCAGCAACUGCAAUGGUAAUAUCUAAUCGAUGUGCCUUUUUCUCUGUGCCAUUUACUGCAGACCAUCCCUUCUUGUUCUUUAUCAGACACAAUAAAACCCGGAGCAUUCUAUUUUAUGGCAGGUUCUGCACUCCUUAAUUCUUUCACUGUACUAGUAAUUCAAAUCUUAUAUUAUAGCUUUACG